Plutella xylostella (diamondback moth) is the source of this 2327-nucleotide messenger RNA. RefSeq names its product synaptotagmin I (gene Syti). Gene Ontology annotation, molecular function: calcium-dependent phospholipid binding; phosphatidylserine binding; SNARE binding. Gene Ontology annotation, cellular component: synaptic vesicle membrane; exocytic vesicle; dense core granule. NCBI's taxonomy places the organism in Eukaryota, Metazoa, Arthropoda, Insecta, Lepidoptera, Plutellidae. The record is from RefSeq and is a predicted model, not a curated record. Gene Ontology annotation, biological process: calcium ion-regulated exocytosis of neurotransmitter; synaptic vesicle endocytosis.
AAUAGGUUUUGGAGGGUUUUAAGCGCCAUUCGAGGUGGAGUCUUGUAGUAACCUUCAGGGGGGGUAUGAGAGGCGACGCCAGCGCCCCCGCGCCAGUGCGCCCGCCGCCGCCGAGCCAAGCAUAGCCGUGCUGAGCCCGCGACUAAAAUACACACUUGUGACUAAAACCAAUCGUUAUGGAAAUGUGUCAGAGAAAUAUAGUGACAGCAACUGUUUAGUGAACAUACCUAAUAAGGACGUAUUGACGACAUGUCUCCUAUACUGCAGUCGCUGAUGCGGUGGCGGCGCGAAGCCGUGGAGGCCGCCACCGAGAAGACGAUGGAGAAGCUCAGCAACAUCACCGCCACCGCCGGGGGCAACGCCACCAGCCCGACGGAGGCAGGGUCGACGAUGGCGCCUGUGCCCACGGAGUCCAUCGGCGAGAAGGCGGCCGAGCUGGCGCACAAGAUGCACAUGGAGACCUGGCAGCUCGUUGCCAUACUGGCCGGUGUGGCGGUGGUGGUGCUGGGCGUGUGCUUCUGCUGCAUCCGCCGCUGCUUCCGCAAGCGCCGCUCCAAGGACGGCAAGAAGGGCAAGGGCGGCGUCGACCUCAAGUCGGUCCAGCUCCUCGGCUCCGCUUACAAGGAAAAGGUCCAGCCUGACAUGGACGAGCUGACGGAGAAUGCCGAAGAACCUGACGAUGGCGAUGCCAAGAAGGAGGAACAGAAACUUGGCAAACUGCAAUAUAAGCUGGAGUACGAUUUCAACAGCAACAGCCUGUCGGUGACGGUGAUCCAGGCCGAGGAGCUGCCGGCGCUGGACAUGGGCGGCACCUCCGACCCCUACGUGAAGGUCUACCUGCUCCCCGACAAGAAGAAGAAGUUCGAGACCAAGGUCCACCGGAAGACCCUCAGUCCGGUAUUCAACGAAACCUUCGUGUUCAAGAACGUGCCGUAUGCGGAUGCGAUGAACAAGACGCUAGUGUUUGCGAUCUUCGAUUUCGAUCGGUUCUCGAAGCACGACCAGAUCGGUGAGGUGAAGGUCCCCUUGUGUCAAGUGGACCUGGCGCAGACCAUCGAGGAGUGGCGCGAGCUGCAAAGCGUCGAGGGAGAGGGCGGCCAGGAUAACAAGUUGGGAGACAUAUGUUUCUCUUUGCGAUAUGUGCCGACGGCUGGCAAACUGACUGUUGUGAUUCUGGAAGCCAAGAACCUGAAGAAGAUGGACGUGGGAGGAUUGUCAGAUCCGUAUGUAAAGAUAGCACUCAUGCAAAAUGGCAAACGUCUUAAGAAGAAGAAAACGAGUAUCAAGAAGUGUACACUGAAUCCCUAUUACAACGAGUCAUUUACUUUUGAAGUGCCAUUCGAACAAAUACAGAAAGUGAACCUAGUAGUGACCGUGGUGGACUAUGACCGCAUCGGAACGUCGGAGCCAAUCGGAAAGGUGUGCCUCGGCUAUAACGCAUCGGGCACCGAGCUUCGCCAUUGGUCCGACAUGCUGGCCAGCCCUCGUCGUCCAAUCGCGCAGUGGCACACACUCAAAGACCCCGAAGAUGGAGAGAAGAAGGAUUAAACGUCCACAAUGAGCUAAUCGGACGAGGCGUAUGAAAGCUGAGCGGCGCGUUGCUAACGAAGAACCAAAUAUAAAUAUAUUUAUUUUACUACACAAACGGUUCGCGGGUCGUCGACUACUGCUUCUUUGUGUAAUAAUAUUUUAACUUUAAGUGUUAUUUAUUUUAGUAUAAUUUGUUAUUACAGAAAAUCUUAGGGAGCUUUAACAUUAGCGAAAACUACCCCGUAUUUGAUUCAAUACAGUUAAAAUGUCUUCCAUCACAACUGUACCAUAAUACUUAUCCUAUUUAACAUUGGGAAAAUGUAUCCAUUUGUAACCCUAUGAAGUUACAAUUACAGUCAGUUAUAGUCGCUGUACGCUGAUUUCAUAUGGAAUAGUUGGCUGCCUAAUAAUGUUGCUAUGUGGAAAAUCCUGAAGAUGUUUCAGGCGCGGUGUGUGCUUUCAUUCUUAUUUAUUUUUGUCUUGUGAUGGGGGACAUUACGCUGUUUCUAUGUUUGUUCCAAUACUCGUUAUAACCAGAGGGCGGAUGGCAAUAUAGCGUAGGCUAAUGUGUUGUGAGGUGUUGGUAGAAGUAGGAACAUGGCCCUUGCUUCAGUCGCAGACAUUGACAAUCGGUAUCCUUCGAAAGUCCCCAGACUUACAGUCUCUGAGACGGCAGCUAUGAAUUGGGACUCCAAAAUAUUCAGUGCUUGAAAUAUUUAAUAUAACAUUAUUUAUUUUUAACUCUAAUUAGGUAUUUUUUUGCUCUUGGGAUGCCGGAAUAUCAAAGAUGAAAUCAG